Acaulospora colombiana is the source of this 771-nucleotide messenger RNA. Lineage: Eukaryota; Fungi; Glomeromycota; Glomeromycetes; Diversisporales; Acaulosporaceae. The record is from the annotation of a GenBank genome assembly.
AUGUAUUUGCAGACUGGAAACUACCUCUUGAAGUUGUUCCAGUCUGUUAAACAAGGAAAAGUCGUGGGUGGUAGAGUAGGCUAUUUGAAUGACUGCGCAAAGAUCCUACUUAAAAAAUCCAUGGCAAAUUCCGUGGAAUAUCUUUUCAAUCCUGAUUCUCAACUCGAGUCCUUAAGACACCGAUACCUUUACCUAAUAUCAAAUCUCUCCACUAGUCUUGAAUCAUCAUCUCGAGUUCAUCCCGACGGAUUUGAAGGAGCGAAAUCGGAACACAUGAUUGAUAUAAUAAAUGUUUCACGGGCUUAUUGUUAUUUGACAAUUAUAUCGAUCGCUCAUGAGGAAUUACCGUCUUUGAAGAACCAAUACCCGCGUCUUUACCCGGCAUUGAAAAAUCUCGUAUAUUUAUUCUUUGUCAAUACCGUUCUGACUCAAUCUGGAGAUUUUCUAGUUAGCGGCUACUAUAACUCCAAUCACAUUGGUCUUUUACAGAGAGCACAAAGAGAGCUAUUGAGGAAUAUUAGACCUGACGCUGUGGGGUUGGUGGAUGCGUGGGAAUUUAGUGAUAAUAGUUUGAACAGCGCGUUGGGAAAAAAGAAUGGAAAUGUAUAUGAAACGAUGUACGAGUGGGCGAAGAAGGAACCCUUGAAUCUGAAAAAGGAGAAGGGAAUAUACGUGGGGUAUAACGAAGUGCUAAAGGAUAUUUUGAAUGGAAAUUAUUUAAGAGAAAUUGGAUUAAGUCGGAAUGGUGGAAGUGAGAAGGCGAAAUUAUAA